AUGGCUGAAAAAACGCAUACGUCAAGAAUAUCGUCCUACAAAAAUGCAGGACAUGGUACAAAUGAAUUACGGCGUAAAAGAGUAGAGCUGAGUGUUUCACUCAGAAAACAAGCUCGUGAUGAGCAACUUUUGAAGCGCAGAGCUCUUUCUCCGGAUGAAAAUGAUGAGGUACAAAAAGAAACUGAAACACCAAGACCAGAGGAAAUUGUGCAGGGUCUCAAAUCCAACAAUCUGGCAGUCAAAACAGUUUCAGCUCGUGCUGCGCGACGCAUGUUGUCUCAAGAAAAGAACCCGCCCAUUACUCUUAUGGUGGACGCUGGAGUUAUCAAGCCCCUAGUGGAAGCCUUAGACAGAGAUGAUUGCCAAGAUUUACAGUUUGAGGCAGCAUGGGCAAUUACCAACAUUGCAUCCGGUACUCAUGAACACACCAUGGCUGUUAUUAAUGGUGGAGCAAUCCCGAAGUUAGUGUCGCUCCUCGCCCGAGGCGGUAUAGUGGGCGAGCAGAGCGCGUGGGCGCUGGGCAACAUCGCAGGAGAUGGGGCUGCGCCCCGGGACGCUGUGCUGGCAGCUGGAGCCAUGCCCGGGCUGUUGCCACUUAUGACUCCCACUACCCCACCUUCGCAACUUCGGACAGCUGUGUGGACCUACAGCAAUUUCUGCAGAAAUAAAAACCCACUAGUGAAAUUCGAUAUGGUUGCCCCCGCUCUCACUUAUGUAUCUGAACUGCUAUUAUUGGCUGAUCAGGAUGUUCUUGCUGAUGCAUGCUGGGCUUUAUCCUAUCUAACCGAUGGACCCAAUGAACGUAUUGAGGCUGUACAGAACACACCUCACCUCCUGCCUCGACUCACCAAGCUUCUUGAUCACAAGUCACCAGCAGUCAGGACCCCGGCUCUGCGAGCUAUUGGCAACAUGCUCACUGGCGCCGAUGAACAGACUGAUCGUUGCCUUGAUGCAGGAUGCUUAGAUUACCUUGUGAAUCUCAUGCGCUGUGGAAAGUUCUCGUUGAUGAAGGAAGCAUCAUGGGCCGUCAGCAAUAUUCUCGCAGGAACCCAGACGCAAAUCCAGCGUGCUAUAGAUAAGGGCCUGCUUGGACAUUUGCUUCAUGUCUUGGCUUGUGAAGAUAUUAAGUGUCAAAAGGAAGCAGCUUGGGCCAUCACAAACCUGUGCCUUGGUGGUGCUCCAUCACAGCUAGACGCUCUGAUGUCUGUCGGGUUCCUGGAACCUUACUGUGCACUUUUGAGCUCACCGGAUCAGAGGGCUGUUACCGUUGUGCUGGAUGGACUUAACAAUCUUUUGGAGGCCGCAGCAAAAUAUGGACAAGUGGAACCACUCUGCAUUAAGUUGGAGGAGAUUGGUGCCUUAGACCACAUAGAAUCCUUACAGAAUCAUGAAAACGAACAGAUAUACAAAAAAUGUAUUCAUAUCCUCGAUACAUACUUUAUGGAAGAAGAAGACCAAAUUGCACAGCCGCAACAAACUGAGCAAGAGUAUCAGUUUGGAACUGGACCGGACAAUCAGAACAUAAACUUUUAG
Parnassius mnemosyne (clouded apollo) is the source of this 1533-nucleotide messenger RNA. Lineage: Eukaryota; Metazoa; Arthropoda; Insecta; Lepidoptera; Papilionidae. The record is from the annotation of a GenBank genome assembly.